AUGCCGCCGCCGCGGCGGCCGACCCGGACGAAAUCCAAAACCGGGUGCAAGACCUGCAAGAUACGACGCGUCCGGUGUGGAGAAGAGCGCCCGGCCUGUCGACGCUGCGUUUCCACGGGCCGGACAUGUGACGGCUACGGAAUUUGGGGCGGCGGCGGCGGUAGCAGCAGCAGCAGCAGCAGCAGCAGCAGUGCGAACAAAAGCUCGUCCCAACCACGGUGGCGUCCUCGGCAGCCACAGGAGCCAGAGGACGCCGCCGCCGCUGCCGCAGCCGCCGGUUCUCUAGAAAGAUGCACGACCUCUGUCUAUGGACGGCCGAGGUCGUCGUUGCCCGUCCACCCUGCUCGCGCGCUGAAUCCGGAUGAACAAUACCAUUUCGAGUGGUUCUGGCGGCGGACGGCGCGGAAAAUCCCGGGGGCUUUCUUCUCGGACGCGGGCAAUGCGCUGUUUUUCCAGGCUUGUGCCAGCGACGUGGCGGUCACGCACGGCGUGUUGGCCAUGUGUUCUGCACAUCGGGACUCGGAUAAAGCUGUUUGUAACGGUGGUGGUGGGAAGAAGGGGCCGCUACGACUGUCACGGCCACCGACUCUGCUGCGACGCGAGGAAGACUUUGCGUUGCGCCAGUAUAACAAGGCGAUAUGGCAUUUGCGGCCGCACCUGCAGAGCGGCGGCGACACCACGUCGCUGCGCAUCGCGCUCUACUCGUGUCUCGCGUUCAUCUGGGUCGAGUACUUCCGCAGUCGGUACCAGCGGGCGGCAAGUCAUCUGGAGCAUGGUCUCAGGAUGCUCGAGUACGCGCACAGUCUCUCUUCGGGGUCGAGUCGCUUCGGGGCUCAGGCCAUCGAUCAUUGGGUUCGGGGCGUGUUCAAAAAGUUGUACGUGCAGGCGGUUUUGUUUGGACAGCGGCCGUGCCGUGCGUGGCCGUUUCCCAGCGACUUGAAGCCCAUCUCGGGGGCGUCCAUCUUCUUGAACGCGCACGAAGCGAGAGACUAUCUGGAGCGGAUCCUGUUGCAGAUCUGCGAUGUGAUGCAUUCACCCGAACCCGUCGAAGCAGAUGAUGCACGGCGACUCUGCGUCAAAGGUCUCAUGGAUGACCUAAAUGCUUGGGCGUCCGCUUACGACAGCACCCUCGCCCUGCUCGAGUCCCAGAUGGACAAGGUGGAAGCCUUUGCAUGCCGGGUGCUCCGCAUGUAUCAUACCAUGGCCGUCAUCAUGGCAGACACGGCGUGCGAGUGCGACGACGAACUACAAUACGACCGCCACACGGCCCAUUUUCUGUCCAUCAUAGAACAAGCGCUGGAGAUGCGCAAGGUCGCCUUGAACGGCAAGAUUCGCGAGAAAUACUUCGGACCAGAAGGUGGGCUCCCGCACUCGAUCGGCGACAUGGGACUGAUCACCCCACUGUACUAUGUCGCGGUCAAAUGUCGCGUGCGUCGCCUCAGGGUGCACGCCAUCAGAUUGCUCGAGGAGGAACCACGCAAAGAAGGGAUCUACGAUGCCGUCUUGGUGGCGAAUAUCGUGAGGAAGGUGACCGCUCUCGAAGGCGGCCUCCACAGACCAGACCCCUCCGAGGACGACUUCCCUCUACCGGAGCUCCCCAGGGAGGCCGACCUGCUGUUCGCUCAAGUCCCAUCAGCACAGUGCCGCGUGCACAUCCUCGAGGUCUUGCUACCUGACGAUCCUUGGGAAUGUGCCGUAGUGCGGUGCAGGCGUCAGCACGCUAUUGAACGACUUCAGAUCUCUGCGCAGCUUUCGACAGGCGAGGACGAUGCGUGA
Molecule: messenger RNA, 1776 nt
Organism: Cladophialophora carrionii CBS 160.54
Lineage: Eukaryota; Fungi; Ascomycota; Eurotiomycetes; Chaetothyriales; Herpotrichiellaceae
Exons: 1
Coding region: 1-1776 (591 amino acids)
Biological process (GO): regulation of DNA-templated transcription
Molecular function (GO): zinc ion binding; DNA-binding transcription factor activity, RNA polymerase II-specific
Source: RefSeq, a predicted model, not a curated record